Messenger RNA from Lingula anatina, 1427 nucleotides. RefSeq lists its product as uncharacterized. The record is from RefSeq and is a predicted model, not a curated record. NCBI's taxonomy places the organism in Eukaryota, Metazoa, Brachiopoda, Lingulata, Lingulida, Lingulidae.
AAGCCGUUGCCUACUUUCUGUCAGUACCGCAGAUGGAGCAGAUCGAGGUGGACGUGCAACUUGCUUUACUCAUAGAAUCUGAGUUAAGAAACAUUUUCGAGGAGACGCCGAUAGAGGGUGCAGGUAGAAACGAUUUCCAACCAGACAUCAUCAUGCAGCACGACAACCGACCAGGCAAUGACAUUAACAAUAAUGAUGUAAACAACAAUUAUUUACCAGCUGUGCAUGCCCACCCCCCUCCAGCAGUAGUCUCGCCAGAGGAGAUGUCCGACGUCUUCAUGACCGAGCCUCAAGAAACCGAGACUCAAGAAGAUGUCAUCAUGCAUCAGACACCUGAGUUGGAUGAAGACGUGCUGAUGAUGACUGUUGCCGCGGUCCGCAAUCGUCUUCUCUACGAGCAGCUACCAGAUGCAGUAUUGUGUUGUGAGGACUUUUCGUUGGACGCCCAGCUGUCCAACCUGCGGCUGAGUUGAAGUCAUGUUGGGAAGCGCUCACGGAACCAGUGGACAAAGGCGGUUGUGAAAAUUUCUCGUAUGAACGCUGUCAUACACCAGAACUCGUUUUGAACUGAAAAUAAAGGCGAUUCCACAGUUUCAUUCCACCCGCGGACAUUUAGAGAGUAAUGUGUGAGAAAUGUGCUUGAGGGACUCAUGAAGAUGUUCCUGUAUGAUUGUGGUGGCGGACAUGUUGCGGGAACAGAGGAACGGUCGAUAUUCUUUGUUUUGUUGUGAAAAUUCUUGAAGGAACCUUGUAUUUUGUGUAGUCUAGAUCCAUGUGAGGUAAAAUGGGUUGUUUAUUUCACCCUAUAGAUUGAUAUCUUAGUUAAGAGGGUUACUGAAAAGGGUUCCUUAUUUUCGUAUCUUAGCUAUUCUAUAAAGUUAUGUUUAUAAAUCAUAUACUGUUCUUUUAUUGUUGGCAUUAAGUUCUUCGUUUACUUGUUCUUUUCAUACGUAGUAGUUAAUAGAUUGAAAUAAGCUUUAUUUUUGAUAAUUAGCAUUAAAAACAUAGGUUUACACUUGAAAGCACGAUACGCUGUUAAGAGGUCUUUUCACAAAAGUUAAAUCACAUUCCUUUCAUGAAUAGACGUUUCUUAUCAUGUCCAUUACUGAACAAAAAAGGAUACAAUUGAGGUUCGCUCUUACUCAUGUGCCAACCCUCAAUGCCGUAACGCACCUCUUCGUUAGGAAGAAAGGGGUUCUCUUUUAAAAAUAUGCAAUUGCUACAAAGAAGUCAAGUUAGGUUUUGUAUUGCACUGGUCAUAUAUAUAUUUUUUAAUAUGGGGUAAAAUGUCGUUAAGUUUUUUUCUUCAAAUAAAAUUGUUAUCAUACUCUCAUGUUGUAUUAUCGUGGUAUUUGUAGAAUUUAACCACAGUUAUUGCAAUUAACACAAUUAAACAGAAGUAAAAGAAAAAAUCAAAAUAAAACUUA